GCCCAGCCCGCGGCUCUUGGCCGGCUUGGAGAAUCGCUAAGCGGCCGCGGCUGGGCGAAUCUCGCCCGGCAGCUGCUGUGGGUCCGGGAGCUGGCGGGCACCCAGGGCCCGGCGCGCGAGGGAAGCCGAGGCUGUGGGGUUGGCGCCGCGCGCCGUCUCCCGUCGCGCACCUGGGGCUGGCAUCGUUCCCCGGAUUGAAAAAAAGAUUUGAGACAAAUCUGUAUUCAUGAAGAGUGACUGCAUACGAAGCACAAUAUGUCAAGAAAGAAAAAAAGAUCCAAUAGAAAUGUUUCAUUCUGGGCAGCUGGUGAAAAUCUGUGCCCCAAUGGUUCGAUAUUCAAAGUUGGCUUUUAGAACACUAGUAAGAAAAUACAGUUGCGAUCUGUGCUAUACACCAAUGAUAGUUGCCGCUGAUUUCAUCAGAUCUGUAAAAGCCAGAGACAGCGAAUUUACUACAAACCAAGGUGAUUGCCCAUUGAUUGUUCAGUUUGCUGCUAAUGAUGCAAGACUUUUAUCUGAUGCUGCUCGUAUAGUCUGUCCUUAUGCAAAUGGAAUAGACAUUAACUGUGGUUGCCCUCAGAGGUGGGCAAUGGCAGAAGGCUAUGGAGCUUGCUUAAUAAACCAGCCAGAGCUUGUUCGAGAUAUGGUGAAACAAGUAAGGAAUCAAGUGGAGAAUCCCAGAUUUUCAGUAUCUAUUAAAAUAAGGAUCCAUGAUGACCUUACAAGAACUGUAGAUCUUUGUCGAAAGGCUGAAGCAACAGGAGUUUCUUGGAUUACAGUCCAUGGAAGAACUGUUGAAGAGAGACAUCAGCCAGUUCACUAUGAGGCCAUUAAAAUAAUUAAGGAAAAUAUGUCUAUACCUGUAAUUGCUAAUGGAGAUAUUCGAAGCUUAAAAGAAGCAGAAAAUGUGUGGCAUAUUACUGGGACAGAUGGUGUGAUGGUUGCAAGAGGACUCUUAGCAAACCCGGCCAUGUUUGCUGGAUAUGAGGAAACCCCACUGAAAUGCAUCUGGGACUGGGUUGACAUUGCUCUUGAACUUGGAACUCCUUAUAUGUGUUUCCAUCAACAUUUAAUGUACAUGAUGGAAAAGAUAACCUCAAGGCAGGAAAAAAGAGUAUUUAAUGCUUUGUCAAGCACAUCAGCAGUCUUAGAUUACCUUACAGACCAUUAUGGGAUUUGAUCGGACUUCCUAAAUUAAAACAAUUUAUAUAUAUUAAAAUAAUAUAUGCUAAGUCAGUCUUAGACCCCAUCCUCAGAGAUUCUGAUUCAAUGGAUCUUUAGGGUGGAACCAAAACUUAGUUUUAAAGAAGACCCUAGGUUCAGACAUCCUGGUCACCCUUUCAACCAUUGACAAAUAAUUGCUCUGAAUCCUAUCAUGGAUUUAAAACAAGCUCAGAAUUUUUUUCCUACAGGAAUUGUGUUUUUAAUAUUUUUAAAUAAAUAAAACUUUUAAUACUAAUA
This is a messenger RNA of Suricata suricatta (meerkat), 1461 nucleotides long. It is a transcript of the gene DUS4L, whose product is annotated as dihydrouridine synthase 4 like. Gene Ontology annotation, molecular function: flavin adenine dinucleotide binding; tRNA dihydrouridine synthase activity. The record is from RefSeq and is a predicted model, not a curated record. NCBI's taxonomy places the organism in Eukaryota, Metazoa, Chordata, Mammalia, Carnivora, Herpestidae. The coding region runs from base 227 to 1180 and encodes 317 amino acids. Gene Ontology annotation, biological process: tRNA processing. The transcript is spliced from 7 exons.